AAAGAAGUGAUGCCAUCUUCUUGAACGCGUCGAAAGAAAUAUUUUUUUUUUCCUCCAAGUGUUUUGUCUCUUCGUUGUGUUUUAAAUCGUGUCUCUCCAAAGUUACUGAUGACAAAAAGUUCUCCAGCAUCUUUCUGUAGACGUCACUCGUCAUGUUGGACCAGUUCGGGACACAGUGCGCCCGUGUGAGCGCAGAGAUCCGCCCCAAAGGGACCAAAAGCCGCGUAGUUCGGGUAGAAGCACCGGUGAUGGAGAACAGCACCAGGAAGAAAGUGAAUGACAAAGACGGGCUGACUUUAUUCCCAAAGAAGCUUCUAGUGGCUUUGGACCUUCUGUGCCUCGUCCUUGCUUCCAUCCCUUUCUUUGUGUCUGAGCUGAAGGCAGUGGGUCCAUACAGAAGAGGUUUUAUUUGCGGAGACUGCAGCAUCACCUACCCUUACCUGCGCUCGGAGGCCAUACCAGAUGAGAUCCUCAUUGUUGGUGGGAUCCUCAUCACGGGCCUCACAAUCGCUUUUGGGGAGUGUUACCGCGUGCGUUUUCUCGGCGCCACCUCCAAGGCUUUCAUCAGGAACAAGUAUGUGUCCUGUUUGUACAAGGAGUUGGGCUGCUUCCUGUUUGGCUGCUGCGUGGGCCAAUCGCUGACAAACGUGGCCAAGCUGAGCGUCGGCCGUCUGCGGCCGCACUUUCUGUCCGUGUGCGGUGUCACGUAUGCGUUACUCAACUGCACGCCGGGAACGUAUGUAGCAAAAGUCAACUGCUCCAGUCAUGACCAUCGCUUGAUAGAGGAGGCCAGGAAGUCCUUCUUCUCUGGGCAUGCCUCCUUUGCCAUGUACACAAUGCUCUAUUUAGCUUUUUAUCUUCAGACGCGGCUGACGUGGCGCAGGGCUCGCUUGUUGAGGCCCCUGUUGCAGUUCUUCCUGUUUUUGCUGGCCAUCUACACGGGUAUAACGCGCAUCACUGACAACCGACACCACCCGUCGGAUGUACUUGUUGGCUACACCCUGGGAGCCCUCACUGCAUACUGGGUGGCUUUCCACAUCUCGUCCAUGUUCAAGAGACCAAGUCCGGUUGAGACCCCGGAUGAGAACUUAUCAGCACAUCACAGCGUCUGCUGAAGCUCGCCUCCACCUCCAUCCACGCAAGCAGCGUGGUGGUGGUUCUUCAAAAGAUCGAAAGAAUGUGAGACUGUUUCCCGUGGAGUUAAACCGCAUACCUCAGCAUUUCCGACAAGAAAAAGAGGAAGAGGGCGGCAGAGGAUGUGACAUAACUAAAUGUGACAGAACGAGUACACACCAGUGUAGUCAUUCGCCUUACGGGUUAGUGCCACUGUUGUUGCCAUGACAACAAAUCACCAACUUUCAUUGUCAUUAAAGGUAGAUUUGCAUGGGAUGUUUUCUUUACUGCUUUUUGCAGUUUUUUGAGUGUCGCCAAAAAUCACCAAAAAAAAAAACGCACCACAUUCAUGGAGUUAAUCCCGCUUGCCGGGUUGAAGUUUCCUAAAAUCAGGGAUGUCAUACACAAUGGCAGUUCAAAUUUCCGAGUUGACACAAAACCUAACAAGCAUUUGUCCUCCAGUUUUUGGAAUCAUUUUCAUCCCUGAAUUUGAACACUCUGCCUUUGGAAUUUGAGUGUUGUUUGGUUUUGUAGUCAUACACAGGAAGGAUACUUCAAUUACAGUAAACCUUGGAUAUAUCGGAUUCAAUUGUUCCCACUGGUUUUGUCCGAUAUAAGCGAAAUCCGUUAUAUGCGUAUACCGGAAAAUGUCCGUUUUACGCAUAUAUCGGAUUUAUAUCCGGUAUAUGCGUAAAUCGGAUUUUAUCCGUUAUAAAAAGGCACUUCCUUGACUAUGUUUCCAAUGUACGUGGACGCGCAGGCAACGCUGCAAACGCUGCAAAUGACGUCGUAUAGCGGCCUGUCACGAUUCGGCGAAUCGGAGCGCCACGAUGCGGCCAUCCGAUAUAUGCGAGAGAAAUUUAAUGGAAAUGCAUUGGAACGGGACUGG
This is a messenger RNA of Doryrhamphus excisus (bluestripe pipefish), 2002 nucleotides long. RefSeq names its product phospholipid phosphatase 3-like. The record is from RefSeq and is a predicted model, not a curated record. Gene Ontology annotation, cellular component: plasma membrane. Gene Ontology annotation, biological process: phospholipid metabolic process; phospholipid dephosphorylation; signal transduction. Lineage: Eukaryota; Metazoa; Chordata; Actinopteri; Syngnathiformes; Syngnathidae. Gene Ontology annotation, molecular function: phosphatidate phosphatase activity.